This is a messenger RNA of Nicotiana tabacum (common tobacco), 1183 nucleotides long. RefSeq names its product SPX domain-containing protein 3. Gene Ontology annotation, biological process: cellular response to phosphate starvation. The record is from RefSeq and is a predicted model, not a curated record. NCBI's taxonomy places the organism in Eukaryota, Viridiplantae, Streptophyta, Magnoliopsida, Solanales, Solanaceae.
UGUUAAAAACCAGCCCCUACUUCUUGUUUUCUUUUGCUUAUUACACACACACUAUUCUCCUCUUCUCCAUCAUUUUUGUAGCAUUUUUUUCCUAAAAUUUAGGCCAAAGGGUAUUGCAUUUUUUUAAAAAAAAUAUAGCAAUGAAAUUUGGGAAGAGGUUGAAGCAACAGAUUCAAGAAACAAUACCAGGGUGGCGUGACAAGUUCUUGUCAUAUAAGGACUUGAAAAAAUUGGUGAAGUUGAUUUCUUCUGCUUCACCAAUGAUGAGUGGGUCUUUAGAGUAUGGUAAGGCAGAGGCUGAGUUUGUGUAUUUGUUGAAUAAUGAGAUUGACAAGUUCAAUGCUUUCUUUAUGGAACAAGAAGAGGAUUUCAUUAUUCGACAUAAGGAGUUGCAACAGAGGAUAGGGAAAGUAAUUGAUACUUGGGGACUAAAUGGGAGCCAACCCUCUAAGACAGAUUACAAAGAGGAAAUGGCAAUGAUCAGAAAAGACAUUGUUGAUUUUCAUGGUGAAAUGGUCCUCUUAAUGAACUAUAGUAACAUUAACUACACAGGGUUGGCUAAGAUAUUGAAGAAGUAUGACAAGAGAACUGGUGGAUUACUGCGCUCGCCCUACAUACAGAAGGUGCUGCACCAGCCAUUUUUCACAACUGAUCUCAUUUCAAAGCUGGUAAAAGAGUGUGAAAGCACCAUAGACUCAGUAUUUCCACCUUGUGAAGAAAAAACAAGUAAUCAAUUAGGAGAAAGAGAAGCAAUAACAGUUGCAGGAGAAGGGAUAUUUAGGAACACAGUAGCAGCUCUUUUGACUAUGCAAGAAAUCAGAAAAGGCAGCUCUACUUAUGGCCGAUUCUCUUUGCCACCUCUCAACUUGCCAGAAUCUGAUGUUACUCACUCCUUGCAGCUCAAUUCUCCCAUAGCAAUACCCUAGCACGUUUUGAUGUAUUUUAUAGUAUUAUGUUACACUCAUAUAUCAAUCAGUAUUUAUUAGAAGUAACACCCCUUUUUUCCUUUUUGGAGAAAAACAUGUCAUUCAGCAAUGAUCUCUUAGUCUCUUUGUUGGUAGUAUAUAUAAGCAAAAUAGAGAUGAUAUAUGUAGGCAAGUAAUUUUAAUGUGGAUCCUCACGUGACACGUGAAAUGAAUGAAUUGGUCAUAUCCUUCAAGCAUGAGUUGGUCCUUUCACCUUA